Messenger RNA from Brienomyrus brachyistius, 2142 nucleotides. RefSeq names its product N-acetyltransferase 8-like 2 (gene nat8l2). Lineage: Eukaryota; Metazoa; Chordata; Actinopteri; Osteoglossiformes; Mormyridae. The transcript has 2 exons. The record is from RefSeq and is a predicted model, not a curated record. Gene Ontology annotation, molecular function: N-acetyltransferase activity. The coding region runs from base 144 to 836 and encodes 230 amino acids.
AUCGCGUGAUCACGCUCCCGGAAAAAGCUAGUUUCAUUAGCUCUAUUCCGGGGCAUUUGGGCACAGUCAAGCCACCUGUUGGACUAUUUUGGGUAUCCGGUAGAUUUUAGUAUUUAAUUUUUUACGUAGUUAUUCUAUGUGAAAUGGAGUCGGUGAUAAGACGUUACAAACCCUCUGACAGAGCGGCGGUUUUAACCCUUUUUCGCAAUGGGAUUUCGGAGCACAUACAUCCAGCGUUCUUCAAGGCUAUGUGUCACCCUGACAAUGUGGCUCUGACUACAAUAAUCUCCGUUACUAUCUACCUGCUGGGCGGAUGCACCUGUAGCUUGGCCUUAAUGUCCGGCUUAGCCUGGGUAGGGAUCGUGUACUACUGCUGCUAUGAGAUCUACGCCGGCUAUGUCGAAGAGAAGCUACAAACUGACAUGCGGGAUAUCCAGGCUAGCUUUCUCGACAGCCCCGAUAACUGCUUUUGGGUCGCAGAGGGCACAGUCGACGGAGAGGCUGGGAUUUUUGGCAUGGUUGCCGCAGUGAGGAAGGCGCAUGAUGGCGAGGAUGAGGAGCAAGAGCGCUGUGGCGAGAUUUUCCGCAUGAUCGUCUCAUCGUCUUGUCGCCGUAGUGGCCUUGGUACCCGACUGACUCGGACUGCUAUCGAAUUCUGCCGGGAACGGAAGUAUUCAAGAGUAGUUCUGGGGACCAGCUCCAUCCAGACGGCAGCUAUAGCGCUCUAUCUGAGACUUGGCUUCAAGCACACGCACACAGACACGUUGUCACACCGUCCUCACUGGCACACGUGGGUCACGAAAAUCAUUUUCCUGCAGAUGGAAAUGCUGCUGUGACACGGAGGUCACAAGCCCCGAACGCCUGACUCCUGUGUACCCUGCUGUCUUCCCAACUCUCAACACUGUUAUGUUUAAUGCACAUUCUCUCCACUACUGUGAAGAUGCUGUUCCACUCUGUCCUUUUAUAAAUAGUGCAAUUUAAUUGACAGAAUUACUUUACCACAUGACAGUUAUCAUUCCCAAAAUAUACCAUGUGUACAGCUUCAGAUGAAAUAAUUAAAUUUAAAUAUCCUUGGCCAGUUGGAGGGUUAAGAUAGAGAGGAUUUGCCCAGAUGCGCGAAAGCCACAAUGUGGUUUUGUGUGGUUUCUUUGAACUGUGGGUCUCAUUUGUUGGGGUUUUAUUAAUUGUAUUGUAAAUUAAUUAUUAAUUAAUUAUAAAUUAAAACUUUACUUAAGUUUUUAAUUAUAAAUGUUUGGGACCUCAAAAAGUAUAUCAAUCCUGUUGGGAAAGAAGCAUAAUGUGGACAUUUUUAGCUAAAGUGAGCGUUUGAUGAAAAUACAAUUGACCUGCAGUUUGCAAAGUUAUCAGUUGUUCAAGGAGGCAUUGUUGUGCUUCAAGCAUAUUUUAAUAUUAUAAAAUAUUAAUUAAUUGGACAUCUAUUAAUGAUGUUAAGUUUGACCACAGCCAACUAUGGACAAUGUGGCAAAAAUUAGGAAAAAUAGGUAUUAAUACUUGGUCAGCAUGCAGGAGUUGUACUUACUCCAUUGCUGGAAAGAUAAAAUAAUGGCUGUGAUAUGACUGAUGUGAAAAGUCGGUCUCUUAAAGGAACAGUUACCUGAAUAUGACAGGGUGGACAGCAAGUACAAGAACACACAAAAAAGUUUAAUAUUGAGAUGACAGAAAUGCAAGUAUCAUGUCACAGACUUGAACCCUGUACUGAGAAUGACCUGCAUGUUUAUUUAUGUAUGAAAUCAGGUGAAAGAAAAAGUUACGCCACGUUUUUAGAACAUCAAAGUGCUUCUGAAUGGUGCAAAUAUCCCAUGAAUGCAAAAGUCCAUGGCUAUUUUUCUUGUGCAGAUAUUGACAUCAGUCAGGCACAAGUUUUUGUCAGUUGUGUUAGGGAUAGCAAUUGCUGUGUCAGAGGAAAUAGGGCCACCAACUAAGAGGGUAUAUUUGCUGGAAAUGUUUAUUUAAAAUGGCAGCAAAACCACAGCUUGGAAAUCAGCUAGAUUUUUUUAAUAAACAUAUCCGAUCACUACCAUCUAAUUGGAAGCAGGCUAAAUUGUUUAAAUACUUCUGCUUCAUUUCAAUGUUCACUGGAAAUUACACUUAAAAAUGCUAGUGUAACGGGAUAGAUAAUAG